Messenger RNA from Pleurotus ostreatus (oyster mushroom), 1398 nucleotides. RefSeq lists its product as uncharacterized. Bases 1 to 1398 code for a protein of 465 amino acids. Gene Ontology annotation, biological process: carbohydrate transport; transmembrane transport. Gene Ontology annotation, cellular component: membrane. The transcript has 14 exons. Gene Ontology annotation, molecular function: carbohydrate:proton symporter activity. Lineage: Eukaryota; Fungi; Basidiomycota; Agaricomycetes; Agaricales; Pleurotaceae. The record is from RefSeq and is a predicted model, not a curated record.
AUGGCUGACUUCGAAGAUCCGCACGAUUCCCCAACUUCGGCCCUCCUUGGGGAAGAAAGAUCAGAUAGACACGCCCGCCACGGCGGCUCCUUGGUAAUUGAAGACGACGGACAUACGUAUUCCUAUUCGUAUGGCCCGCCCGGCGUAUCCGGACUACUGCAGAAUAAAGUAGCUCUAGCAUGCGCGGGAUAUGUGGCUAUUGGCGGUUUUACUUUCGGUUACGAUCAGGGGGUCAUAGCGAACGUUCUGGUGAUGCCGGACUUCUUGGGGAAGUGGGGUGAAAUCACCGCUUGGGAGAAAGGAAGCAUGACUGCCGUGUUGGAGCUGGGUGCUCUGUUUGGGGCACUUGCUGCCGGUGUGCUAGCGGAUCGCUAUUCUAGAAGAUACGCCAUAUGUUUCGCGUGUAUUGUAUUCAUUAUAGGCUCGCUAUUCCAAUGUGCAGCACAGUCAUUCAGCCACCUGUUCAUUGGCCGUGCUGUUGGAGGCUUCGGUGUCGGUGCAUUGAGCAUGUUGUGCCCUCUCUAUAUGGCUGAGAUCAGCCCGCCGGAAAUCCGAGGUUCGCUAAUGGCUUUGGAACAAGCAUUCGAGCUAGAUAGUGUUCAGAGCGGACAGUCCAUAGAAAAAGACGGGUUAAUAGUGAGGGAGUUGAAGGAUUACAAGCGACUGUUCCUUCCCGCUUAUAGGGAUAGGACGAUGAUAGGCAUUCUAAUCAUGGUAUUCCAACAAUGGAGCGGCAUUAAUGCUCUGCUGUACUACGGUCCUACACUCUUACAAAGUAUUGGUCUAAGCGGUGAUAAGGUCUCGUUGUUGGCCUCGGGAGGAAUUGGCAUCGUGCAAGCCAUCGCUGUCUUCCCAACGAUCAUGUAUAUCGACCAGUGGGGCCGCAAACCACUGCUACGAUACGGAAGCAUUGUCAUGACUACCUCGCACUUUCUCGUAUCACUCCUGGUUUGGCGCUUCCAGGACAACUGGCCUUUACAUCCGACGGCUGCAUGGUCAGCCGUUGGUUGCAUCUACAUUUUCACCGCUGCGUAUGGCAUCUCGUUCGGACCCGUAGCUUGGGUGCUUCCGAGCGAAGUCUUUCCACUGUCGAUGAGAAGCAAAGGUGUCGCCCUUUCAACGGCAUCUAAUUGGUUCAACAAUUUCUUCAUCGGGUUGAUUACACCGAUGCUGAUGGAAGUAUCGCCAGCCACGACGUUCAUGAUUUUCUCUACAGCCUGCUUUAUGGCGUACCUUUGGUCAACUUAUAGAGUACCCGAAACAGCGAACGCCUCGCUUGAAGAGAUAGAUGCCGUCUUCCGUUCCUCCGCUGGUCAGGAAACCCAAGCUUUGAAGGAGCAGAUCGAGCAAGAACUGGGUUUAACCCAGUUAAUACAGAGUCUGAGAAGAGACACAUAG